AUGUCAUACAACAAGGAGAGACUUGAAGGCAAGGACCUCUUUGAUGGAAGUAACGAAAAGCUCGACGUGGAAGUUGGCCCGCCUGUAGUUGUCGAAGAUGAAAAGGCGUUCGCGGAGCAAAGGGAGUUAAAACGAGGUCUACAGCAGAGACAUAUCCAGAUGAUUGCCCUUGCUGGUACCAUUGGCACCGGUCUUUUUUUAGGAUCAGGUAGAUCCCUUGCAGCCGCGGGACCCGUCGGUGCACUGCUCGGAUAUCUCUUAACUGGUAUCCUGGUAUCCGGAGUCGUGCUCUCCAUCGCCGAGCUCGCCGCCUUAGUACCACUCACUGGUUCAUACGUUCGAUAUGCUGCUUGCUUCGUCGAUCCUGCCUUAUCAUUCGCUAUCGGUUGGAAUCAUGUCUACGCGGCAUGCGUUGCCAUACCCGCUGAAAUUACCGCCGCGGCUGUCUUGAUAUCUUUCUGGACGACCUCAGUAUCAAAUGGUGUCUGGAUCACGGUGAUGGGUCUCCUCAUCAUCGGUACCAACCUCUUCUUCAUCAGGGUGUACGGAGAGUUGGAGUUUGGCUUCUCUAUGCUCAAAAUCAUGCUCGUUGUCGGUUCAAUCAUUAUGGGUCUCUGUAUCGAUCUAGGUGGUGUAUCGGGUCAACCUCGUCUUGGAUUCCAAUAUUGGAGAAAUCCCGGUCCUUUCGUUCAAUACCUAGGCAUCGAAGGGUCUCUCGGUCGAUUCCUUGGCUUUUGGACAACAUUUUCCAAUGCCGCCUACGCAUACUCUGGCGUCGAGACUAUUGCUGCCGCUGCAGCUGAGACCAAGAAUCCCAGACGGAACAUCCCAAAGGCAGCAAAACGUAUCUUCAUUCGAGUAAUACUCUUCUACGUCCUCUCCAUCUUUAUCGUUACGUUGAUUGUUCCUUCGAACAACUCCCUUCUGCUCAAAUCAACGGGUACUGCCAGUGAAAGCCCUUUCGUCCUAGCCGCGAACUUGGCUGGCAUUAAAGCUAUUCCUCAUAUCAUGAAUGCUAUUGUCUUGACUAGUGCCUGGUCUUCUGGUAAUUCUACAAUGCUGGGUGCGUCUAGAACGUUAUAUGGUCUUGCUCGGGAAGGUCACGCACCAAAGAUCUUCCUGCGUACGAAUCGUUUCGGUAUCCCCUAUAUCAGUGUUGGCUUUGUCAGCCUAUUCAUGUCCCUCGGAUACAUGACGCUCCAGGAUUCGGCUUCAAACGUCUUUUCGUGGCUGCAAGAUUUAGUCUCUGCCGCGGCUAUCAUCGCAUGGAUGGUCAUCUGCAUAAUAUACUUGCGAUUUUACUACGGCUGCAAACGCCAGGGUAUUGACCGUAGCGAGUUACCUUGGGCGGCGCCAUUUCAGCCUUUCGCUGCGUGGAUGGCUCUACUAGGAUUCGGCUUGAUUCUCCUGACCUCAGGGUAUGCAAUCUUCAUCCAUGGAAAGUGGGACAUCGAGACCUUCUUCAGCCACUAUUUCAACAUUCCCCUCAUCUUUCUCUUAUAUUUCGGUUACAAAUUUACGAAAGGGACAAAGAUCGUCAGCUUAGACGAAAUGCCCAUUCGGUAUUUCAUUGAUAUCGCAAAUCAGAACCCGGAACCAGAGGAGGUUCCUGCAAAGGGUUGGAGAAGGAUUAAUAUCUUGUGGUCAUAG
Lentinula edodes (shiitake mushroom) is the source of this 1650-nucleotide messenger RNA. RefSeq names its product amino acid permease/ SLC12A domain-containing protein. The record is from RefSeq and is a predicted model, not a curated record. Gene Ontology annotation, cellular component: membrane. Lineage: Eukaryota; Fungi; Basidiomycota; Agaricomycetes; Agaricales; Omphalotaceae. Gene Ontology annotation, molecular function: amino acid transmembrane transporter activity. The transcript has 6 exons. Bases 1 to 1650 code for a protein of 549 amino acids. Gene Ontology annotation, biological process: amino acid transmembrane transport.